AUGACGCCGUCGCCGCUGCCUCCGCAUUGGGUAGUGCGCGUCUCUCGGUCGAAGAGAAAGGUCUAUUACUACCACGAACUCACGCACAUGACACAAUGGAUUCGUCCUGCACCUGCAUCGAUCCAGAGCUCUCCCAAGCGUCUCAAGCGCGACGAACCCGUCGAUCGCACCGAGCCGACACUUGGAGAGCAGCAUACGAAACAAGAGCAUGUACUGGACCGGACAGAACAAGAGCACGUGCGGGAUCACACAAGACUAGAGCACGUACAGGAUCAUACGAACGAAGAGCAACAGACAGAAGACGAGCAACCGACAGAAGAAGAGCAACAGACCGAAGAUGAGCACCAGACGUUACGAGAGCAUGUUCUGGACACUAUCAUUCGGGCGUCUAUGCGCGUUGGAGGCAGUUUACUGAGCCAAAUAAACAGCAGCAAAUCGAACCGCUCGGCGUCUCUGUUCACGCCGUGGCCGCACCAAGUGACCGCCGUCAAGUCGGCUGUUCUUGCGAUCGAGACACAAAAAACAGAGAGAUCCAACUGGGAACAAGUGACGGGACGAGAGAGCUGGCGGUUCUUAGUGCAACAUAGCACAGGCGCCGGCAAAACACUGACCAUUGCAGCGCUGGCCCAUCAGCUCCUGUCGGCCAAGGACGCUCAAGGUGUGCAGUUUCACACUGUUGUGGUCAUGCUGGACCGAGUCAAGUUGAACGAGCAGGUGGGCGACGCUGUGGAGCGGUACUUGCGUCAGAACGGAGUGUUUGAUGUAUUUCGGGCUUUGAGUAUUGACCACUUGGCUGCAGUGCUCGAUUCACCGACCCAGCAACUGCAGAAGCAGCAACAGCACCAGCAACAAAAACAUGAACAGCAGCUACGUCUUCAACGAGUGAUCAUUACGACGACACAAAAGAUGGCGUUGCUGGUAAAAGAUGAUGUGCUCGUGACGAGGUUGCUGCAUCGAAGCUUGGCCAGACCUGUCACGACUAAAGAGGAACACAAGGAUAAGUAUCAGCGCGUUGCAAUCAUCACAGAUGAAGCACAUCGAUCGCAUACGUCGUCGACACGAGACGCUAUUGAUAAAGUGAUGAGCGCUGGAAAAGGCAGCCACGCGCGGCUCACGUUUGUUGGUUUCACAGCAACGCCAAACGCCGAUGCGCUCGAGUUGUUUGGGUGCCGAACAGAUGACGGCUAUCUUCGCCCUUUUCACUGCUAUUCGAUCGCACAAGCUAUAGCAGACGGACGCAUCAUGAAUGUACUGGAAGACUACACGUGCAUACGCUGUGAACUCGAAACCUCCGUGUUUUCGAAGUCAGUCCACGACUUGCUACGAACGCAUCGUGGUGCUAGGCGUUAUAUCAUGGAUCGUGCAAGUGAUGACAUAGCUGUUCUCAAGGCCAAGGCGCUUCUAAUGAUGACGGAUUUCGAGGCCGUGGAACGAGAACACCCGAAAGUGAAGUGCAUGAUUGUGGUGCGGAGUCGCCAUGACGUCACGCGGUACCACACGCUCCUGACGCGGUUCGUUGCCGCAAGAAAUCUCGGUUGGAUUUGUUUCGCUGCUUUCAGUGGUACUGUAACGAUGGACGGUGAAGACGGAACUUCAAAGCUCGUAACGGAACAGACGUUGAACAGUCGUAGCGUGACACUAUCUAUCAGCGACAUCAUCAUUGUCUGUGACAAGCUGGACACGGGCUACAACGAGCCUUUGCUCGCAUGCAUGUACGUCGAUCGUUACUUGCGUUCUAGCGCACAUACAGUUCAGCUUCUCAGUCGUUUGAAUCGCCGUCACAAGAACAAGCGCAAAGUUCGUGUCUUGGACUUUGCAAACCAUGCGGCACAAGUGCGACGGAGCUUCGCAGAUUUCUGGAGAGAAGCGAAGGUGCCGAGAUCGGCUGAUGUGAUUGACAAGGCAGCUGAGCGACACGACCUGGCGACCGCCAUCGUCGUUUUGUGCGACCACUUCCAGGAGCUGUGCUCGACACCGGUCAAAAUCGAGGAUCCAUGCGCCUUUGUAUCGGAACGCGUUUUACCAUUAGAGCGCGAUGCCUUUCAACAAGUGCUCGAUGCGCUUCGUGGUGGUGUGUUGGCGCUAAAAAGACUAGAGCAAGCAGGAUGUGCGAGCUAUUUCGAUUUGGUUUCUCCGUUCCGCUCUUCUGUGCUUGAUGAGCUGAAGAAAGAGAUUGAGCGUCACGUCGUUGCUGUGGCGGAAGACGUCAGGUUGUCUCUUGAUGAAGUCAAGACCAAGAUGCAGGCUCGGGUGCAAAAGCACGACAGGUCCUUCUCAGGGUCUCUGUACCCGCAAUCGUUGUUGGACCGCCUGGAGUGUGGGAGCAAGCUGACAGAAACGACAUCGUGCUUACGGCAGUUUGGGGAGCUAGAACGCUUUGAAGCUCUCCUGUUGACAACAUCGGCGCGUAACAACCAGUCUGUCGAUUCGUUCGACGUAGCAGAAGCGAUACAGGCCAACGAGGAGCUCAAGAUUGAGUACGACGACGACAAGUUGCUGACGUCGGAGACCGUCGGGUCCGUCCCGUCUGCAGGUGCUGCCGCGUCUGUUUCCGUGUUGUCACCUGCUGCGCCGUUCGGACUGCCUGCAGCCUCAGCGCUUGGGCCCACGUCUCCCUAUGGAGGCGCGUUAGGGGGGUACGCGGGGGGUUACACUGGAGGCCCGCUCUCGUACGGCAGCAGUGGUCUGCUCGGAGGCGGCGGUUAUGGAGGGUACGGCGGCAUGUCCCGAAUGGGGUACGGCAGUUCCCUUGGCGGCAGUCACAUGGACCCGAUGAACGGAGGAGGAAGAGAUGGUGGACUGGGCUGGCUCUCGAGCUUCCACCAGAUCGUGAGCUCUGUCGGUCAGAUAUCGGAACUGCUGGGGAUGAACGCAGAGGCGCUCAACUUUUGUAUCGGGAGUUCUGUGCACUUUCUGGAACACAUUGGCGCCAUGUGCGCGGGUGUGGCUGCCCUGCUGGCUCCACGGCCAGUGUUUCCACCCGGUCACCCGCGACAUGGCGAGCCGCCCGUGACGGAAGAGGAGGAGAAAAGUCGCCGACGUCGACGAGUGCGUAUCUUCCAGUUCAUUCUGAGCAUGGCGACACUCGCAGUGCUGUACAAGGGACUGCGGUGGCUGCGUGCCAGGACGUCGCUCCAGAAGCUGCUGGUCGCGCCGCCGUCCAGUAGCGUCCAUCGAGACCUCGAGCACAUUUUCGAGCAUACGAUGGGCGUCCGGCACUUGUAA
Messenger RNA from Hyaloperonospora brassicae, 3225 nucleotides. The record is from the annotation of a GenBank genome assembly. NCBI's taxonomy places the organism in Eukaryota, Oomycota, Peronosporomycetes, Peronosporales, Peronosporaceae.